Messenger RNA from Venturia canescens, 3516 nucleotides. RefSeq names its product protein phosphatase 2 catalytic subunit mts (gene mts). Bases 533 to 1552 code for a protein of 339 amino acids. Gene Ontology annotation, molecular function: protein serine/threonine phosphatase activity. NCBI's taxonomy places the organism in Eukaryota, Metazoa, Arthropoda, Insecta, Hymenoptera, Ichneumonidae. Gene Ontology annotation, biological process: mitotic cell cycle. The record is from RefSeq and is a predicted model, not a curated record. The transcript has 7 exons. Gene Ontology annotation, cellular component: cytosol.
AAAAAUGAAGCUGUAAAAGCUAUAAAUUUAAUUAACAAUAAGAAACUACAACUAUCGAUGUUUUAUGGUGAAUAUCGAUGCUAAUACCAGUAUAACAAUAAUACUUGAAUAACAUAAUAAAUUUGUACCCAAUAAUGCUAUUUUCAUCUCACGAUUGAUGUUAAAGAGAAAAAAAAUUGAAAAAACUGUAAUCGAACUAUCCAUUUAACCGAGCCAAGAUAUAAGUGCCUCACGAUUUUUCGAUUCGCUUGUGUUUCAUAAAACAAGAGACUAAAAACAAAUGCGAACAUAGCGUCGAUAUUGACAUUUCCCAGAAACAACAACAAAAUACAAACCGUACAUUCGUGUCUUCGUAAAUACUCGUAUAAAAUGUCAAAUUUACUUUGUAUUGUAUACGAUGAAAUACGGUGUUGACGGUUAAAUCUCAUUACGAGUGAUCGCUCGGUCGCGGAAGAUUUUGAGUCGUGAGUGUAACGGCUGUUGUGCGACUAUACUUACAAUUUAAUAAAUACAUUUCAAAUAAAAAAAAAACAUGGCCAAAGUCCGAAUGUCCACAACCAAAGCAACUCCGGCCCUGAACGUCCACGCGCGAAGUAUUAUACUGAGGACGCAGAUCUAUACAAUGGAGGAAAAGGCGUCACUAAAGGAGCUUGACCAGUGGAUAGAACAGUUAAACGAUUGCAAACAACUGACAGAAAGCCAAGUGAAAACUCUCUGCGACAAGGCUAAAGAAAUUCUGGCCAAAGAGUCCAAUGUACAGGAAGUGAAAUGUCCGGUUACCGUGUGUGGCGAUGUUCAUGGUCAGUUCCAUGAUUUGAUGGAAUUGUUUCGAAUAGGAGGCAAAUCUCCAGACACAAACUACCUGUUCAUGGGCGACUAUGUCGAUCGUGGUUAUUACUCCGUCGAAACAGUGACUCUCCUUGUUGCACUGAAGGUUCGAUAUCGCGAAAGAAUAACCAUCCUGAGAGGCAAUCAUGAAUCGAGACAAAUCACUCAAGUUUACGGUUUUUACGAUGAAUGUCUCCGUAAAUACGGAAACGCAAACGUGUGGAAAUUUUUUACUGAUUUAUUCGAUUAUCUGCCAUUAACGGCGCUCGUCGAUGGUCAAAUAUUCUGUCUACACGGCGGUCUCUCACCAUCGAUCGACACGCUGGAUCAUAUUCGUGCGCUGGAUCGUCUUCAAGAAGUGCCACAUGAGGGACCCAUGUGCGAUCUUUUGUGGUCCGAUCCCGAUGACAGAGGAGGGUGGGGAAUUUCUCCACGUGGUGCCGGUUAUACAUUCGGUCAGGACAUUUCUGAAACGUUUAAUCACUCAAACGGCCUGACUCUUGUGUCGCGAGCUCAUCAACUGGUCAUGGAGGGUUACAACUGGUGUCACGAUCGUAACGUCGUAACAAUAUUCUCGGCACCCAAUUAUUGUUACCGUUGUGGUAACCAAGCCGCAAUAAUGGAAUUGGAUGAUACUCUGAAAUAUUCAUUCCUCCAGUUUGAUCCAGCACCUCGGCGCGGUGAGCCACACGUAACUAGACGGACACCUGAUUACUUCCUGUAAGGAGUCGACGGAUAAGAGAAGCGGAAGAAAACAAAAAAGAACCCCGAAGGAGGUAGUUGUUAAGGUAGGGGAAUGGAACGAUGCCUGGCUUUAUAGUGUCGCCACAGAACAUGAAAAAAAAAAACGAAAAAGAAAAAACACAGAUAAUACCUGUAAUAGAAGAUCGUCAUGAGUGUAAGGCCUUUCCCUGAGUUGCCCUUACACGCCAUAAUAUAGUCCCAAGUAUUAUAUCAUGGCUCACUUUACAGUGACUCUCUUUCUCCGAGCGAAAAGUAAAACGAGAAAAUGGAAAAAAAAAGGAGAAGAAAAAACAUUGGAAAAUUUAACGAUUAAGAUGCUCUCCGUGUGCAUACGAACAAAUAUAUAAAUACACUUACAUACACGUACAAACAUACACACCGAAACAAAUACACAAUACACGGUCUUUGUAGAACACAUCUUGUACACAAGAGCAAAAACAAUAAUGUACACACGCGGUACCGAUUAAAUUCACCUAGGACAUUGAGUUUCAUCAUUUCCAAGGCAUUAUUGCUUGUAUUUUUUAUUAUCGUGAGAGUGAACGAAAGAAGAAAGAAAGAAACAGAAACAGAACAGUUAAAAAAACGCAUGGAACACAGUGAAUCCCGUCUAUCGGACGUGUAUUAUAACGCAAUGGCGGUGAUAUCAUCUUUUCGAAUGAAAACUCCAAUGAAAGUUUAUUUAUUACGAACAUAGAAACCUUAAAAGGAAGAAAAAGGGAUGGGACAAGGUUUUCCUCGAGCGUUAUUUGUUCCGUGUUAUAUUCAUCAUUGAAUGGGCCCAUCGUGUGAAAACAACAAAAAAGCCAACUUUUUCAUGAGAUAACUCAUUCGAGUCAGUUCGAAAUCAUAAUCAACAAGAGAAGCACGCAAGUUUUUUGUUGAAAGGAAAUGUGAUUAGAAGUAGAUUUGAUGCAAUAGUGAGUUAAUCCAUACGAUUAAACGAAAGCAGACGACAGUAAAAAUUUGGCGUUUUUAUUACUUUUUUUUGUAUUUCGAAGAAUUCCAAUUCAUUAAUGCAUCGCUGAAACUCAUUUAUUAUCGAAUAUUCCUCGGUUCGGUUGACCAAGAGAGCUUCAAUGGACCACGAUUACUACUCGGAGGAAAGACUCCAGAGGGGGAGAAAAAUGAACAAAAAAGCACACGAACGAAAUUGUCGCAAAUUCCCUUACGAUAUCAGCCAAUAAAUUUAAUGAAGAUUUUUGUCCUGAAAUCCCAUUAUUAAAUAUCGUCUCCGUCGUCGUCUGUUCUGCGUAUAAAUUCUUCGAAUUCCAAUGCGUUGACAUGACAAGACGACGAACUUAUUUUCAUCUUCGAGUUCAGAUCUAAAGGGCUGUGGAGAACUGGCAAAAAUUUUCUUUCAAUCAUUCAUCUGAUUAUUAUUAUAUAUAAAUAUAAUUAUAAAUAUGUAUGAAUAUAAAACAAAAAAAAAUACAUUGCGAGAGAGAUUCGAUGACCAGUGGGAGGCGAAACACACUUUUGCAUCAAACUCAAAAAUAAAAUGAAUGAAACACGCACUCUCCCUCAAGAAGAAUAAAACAAAACAAUGUACCGAACGUUUAUUGAAUCGCGAAUAUUUGCAACUACGAUACUGACGAACUUUUUACUAAUAAAAAUAAGUAUACAAGAGAAAAAGAAAACGAAACAAACAAAUCAUAGUAACAAAUACAGAAAAAAAGAUGCUUCUGGUAAAUAAAAAAUAAAAAAAAUUACAAAAAAAAAGUGAGAAUUAAAUAUGUAUUGCAAAAGCCAAACCAAAACUUGACGUGUUGUGUCAAAUCAUUCGUAAUGAAUCGUCGAUACGGUGGGACAACAAUUAACAAAUACCGAUGCUGUAUACAUAAAACAUCCGAAAAAAGAAACACACGUACAGAUGUAUUCGUAGGAGUAAGGAUGGAAAAAAAAUUGAAUAUAUGCAUACUGAAUUAAAGAGAUGAAAAAACCGAA